Molecule: messenger RNA, 1317 nt
Organism: Adineta ricciae
Lineage: Eukaryota; Metazoa; Rotifera; Eurotatoria; Adinetida; Adinetidae
Source: the annotation of a GenBank genome assembly
AUGAACGGCACAGAAAAAACCAAACGGCGACGAAUAAUGAUCAUCAGUGGUGACGAAAGUAUCAUUGACGAGAUCAAAAAUAGCAAAAAUGCUUUGUUGUGCAAAUCAUUGAUCCUGGAAGCUGAAGAUGAGAGUAUGGAUCUCACGUCUCUUGAGGACAACAGUUCACCUGCGCGAGUGAAGAAAAACAAGAAUGUUUCGUUGGUUUGUGUAAUAUGUGGAGCGCCAGCUCUUGGAUACAAUUUCGAUGCCAUAUCGUGUGAAAGUUGUAAAUCAUUUUUCCGUCGAAAUGCUCUGAGAGAUCCACCACUUGAAUGUCCGCGCGAUGCUUCAUGUAAAAUUACAUUCGAAUCCCGUCGUCAAUGUUCAGCAUGUCGUCUCGUUAAAUGUCUUCAGAACGGUAUGAGACGUGACAGACUUUUAGUGGCCGAACAAAAAGCUGUCAAACGCCGAAGACGAGAUGAUGAUUCAAGUCUAAAUUUGGACACAUCUUUGCUCUAUCCUACCGAAUUCAUGCCACCUUCAGAUGCAAAUAUAGUAUUUCUAAACUACCGUCAACCCUCGCCGCCACAAACUAGAAGCGGAUUGCUCACUUCUGAAGAUUUACAACGUAUUGAAUCUAUUCAGCUUCUCUAUCAGAAUCGAAUUGAACUCGCUCGUGAUGGUCUUCCGUGGAAUCCUUCCGAGUAUUCACUCACUUUCUUACAAAAACUCAACAGCCAUUCGGUUCCAUUAAUAAGAUUAUUGACAUUUUUCAAGCAAAUACCUGAAUUCAGUGAGUUAAACGUCGACGACAAAGUUACAUUGAUUAAAUUCAAUCUUUUGCCACUACUAUGCAUCAAUUGCACACUUUCAUAUAAAAUCGAAACUGACCAAAUUGUUGAAACUGAUUCCGAUGUACCUUGGGAUCCAUCCGUCAUCCAAGAAGUCUAUGGUUACGAAGGUUAUCUACAAAUGAGAAAAGUCUUCGAAUCGUUUGUACACAUCGCCCAAUAUGAUCACCGAAUAAUCCAACUAGCCUUGAUCACAUUAAUCUUAACCAAAGGUUUUUCUGCUGGCGAAGGAGAGCUCGAGCCAAUCUUGAAUGAUGGCAUGGCAGUUUAUCGUGCGCAAAAUUACUACGCCGAAUUAUUAUGGAAAUACAUCGAAACUAUGCAUGGACGACAUCGAGCGAUCAGUAUCUGGAGUAAAAUUGUAACACAUUUCAUAACAUGGCAAACCUUGCAUAAAAGACUUCGAGAUAAUGUACAACGAAAUCUAUCCACGACGGACAUGAGUGAAUUGUUACCACUGAUGAAGACCUUAUUUCACAUUUGA